Molecule: messenger RNA, 502 nt
Organism: Chironomus riparius
Lineage: Eukaryota; Metazoa; Arthropoda; Insecta; Diptera; Chironomidae
Source: the annotation of a GenBank genome assembly
UAACGGUUAUUUAAAAUUCAAAAAAGCGCAGAUAAACGUGCGAAAAAAAGAAUAGAAAAUUUAUAAAAUUAAUUAAAGUAUGGCAAAUAUAGAGGAAACAGUGAAUGGGACGGAUGAUGUGCAGGAAGUACAAGACAAGAAACAAAGAAAACAUGACAGUGGAGCUGCAGAUUUAGAGAAAGUCACAGAUUUUCAAGAAGAAACGGAAUUAAGCAAUACAAUAGCAAAUGCUGCCCAAAUGUUUGUAGAGAAAGGUAAUCGUGAAGCCCAAGCAAAACUCGCCAAAGAAGUUGAAUUACAGAAAAUUCAUAUUAAGAAAAGUGACAUUGACAAAAUUAUGUUCGAAUUAGAAGUUGCACAUUCAGUUGCCGAGAAAGCAUUACGCGAGAACAAGGGUGAUGUCGUUGAAGCUCUUCGAUUCCUCAUUAAGAAUUAAGUAAAUUUUAUCGUACUCAUUUUUACGGUAUGAAUAAAUCUUUGGAUUAAGUUAAUCUUCUGGAUC